This is a messenger RNA of Camellia sinensis, 420 nucleotides long. The record is from RefSeq and is a predicted model, not a curated record. Lineage: Eukaryota; Viridiplantae; Streptophyta; Magnoliopsida; Ericales; Theaceae.
AUGACUACGAGGGAUGAAGUACUCAACAAACAUUAUAUAUUAAAUGGUUCGGAUUAUCGAUGUGAGUUCUAUGGUGAUCCGCCUAACAGCACUACAGCACUACAACAAGAGUUGGUUCAGUUGAAUUCUGAUGGCGAUUACAUUCAGAAUUCUGAUGGCGAUUCAGACGAUGAUUCUGUUUUUCCUCAUCUUGCAAACGGUUAUACAAAUCACGUAGAAAUUGGAGUAUCUUCGAUCGAUCUCAAUGAUGACGAAGAUACAAAAAGCAACAAAGAAGAUGAUGAUAAGAGGAUGAGAGAGGUUACUAAUUCGGCGAUACGGAGAGCGUUCAGAGAAGAUGAGAGUCGGCGGAAUGCUCCGCUGACGGCCGAGACGGCGACGAGAGUGAUGGAGGGUUGGGGUCCAAGAAUUCUAUACUGA